GUCGCUAUGGAAACGGAUUGUUGUGUGAUUUUUAGUAAACAAGUCGCAAACUAUGAAUGAAUUAGAUUUGUAAGAAUUAUUUGAUUGAUUUUAUUAAAAUUUGAUUGCAAAAGAACAAAUAUGACUCUGUAUUUUGAAACAAAAGUUCAGUUUUUGGACAGUGAAGCAAUCAGUACCGUUGGUAGUUGGCAUCCAAAGGAGCCAAUAUUUGCUGUGGCAUCUUAUAGCAAUGAACGAGGCGGCUCUGUUACACUAUUCGAUGAUACUGGUAUACCUCUAAGGAACAUUACUUACCCCGUUCACACAACAUCCCAAGCAACUGUUCUUACAUGGCACCCAGAGAAAAAAAUUUUACUAAGUGGCUGGGAGAAUGGUGAGAUUCAUGCAUGGUAUGAGGGUAAACGCGAUUUCACGACGAUCAACGGCCCACACAAAUGUCCAAUAAUGUUACUUGAAUUCAGUGAAAAAGGAGGCAGAGUUAUCACUGCUGAUGCUAUGGGUGUAUUAACUGGCUGGCGGUAUGAUGGCCACGGUCAAUUUUUGACCUUGUUUCAUCACGAUCUGAGAGAUCCAUUACUGCAUAUCACAUUUCGAAAGUCAAUUGAAAGUGCAAGUAAUCGAGAACUAACGGAUUUGGCGAAAGCUGCAGUUGCCGGCGACGAAGCUGCUCUGGAUACAUUAACAACCUGGCGACCAAGAACAGCUGUUCGAAACAUGGCUCAUUCGUCAAUGCAGGAUAACUAUUGUUUUUAUGCUUGCACCCAAGGCGGUUUUUUAUACUACAUCAAUCAACAAGGAAUUUGCACAGAAAUCAUUAGUGGAGAUAGUAUUCCAAUCAUACAAAUUUUGUGGCAUCCUAAACAAGACUCCAUCGUGCUACUACUGGAAGAUCUCACAAUUGGUCAUUAUGACGUAGAUGGCAAUGGUCAAAUUACCGAGCUGGAUCGAGUAAAGCUGUCGGGAUCGGUUAAAGUAUCUGGUUAUAAAAGUGCUAUUACAUGGGUAGCCGGGGUAGGAGCGGCACUUGCAAUUUUAACAGGCGAUCUAACAGUACGAAUUUGGGAUAUAGAAAGCAAUGAUAACUACGUACUAUCGAUGGAAUUGACAACAAAAUUGAGUGUUGAUGAAAACAGUACAAUUACGCGGGCUGCGGCUGUAGAAGUAUUUACAUGUGUUGCUUAUUGCAAAGAAAACCAAACGUUGAGUGCUGGAACAAAUCAGGGAAAUUUGUACACAUGGCGACGUCUGAACAUCAACCGAUCAUAUGACUAUCCUGAAAAUCAGUGGCAACUAUCUAACGUUACUCCCGUGAGAGGAACGAUUAAAAGUUUGACUUGGGGUCUAACGAACACAAAUCGAUCCUGCAUGAUGGUAAAUUGUUUAUCGAGUGUAUUCAUAUUGAAGGAACAGGCAUUACUAUCUGGUCAUAUCAGAAAUCUAUGGGUAACCCAAAAAAAGUCCAACGAACUGGAUGUUGUGCUAUACAGCACAUCGGCUUCUGCGAAAAGUGGCACGACGCAAAAAGCAGUGUUGAAAAGCGAUAAUUCCAUCAUCCAUCUUGCACUGAGCGAGAUAAAUCUUGUUCUAACGAAUGGCCGCACGGUUGCUGUGUAUCGAUUGGGCAGCGGUGGCGUUCCAGGUAGCAAAUCUUCCGUCGUGUCCUCAGCGACCGUUGGUGAUGAAGAUGUCGAUGGACUGUCUAUCACGUACGUAGGCAGUUUUGCCGUUGAUUGUGUCGCGAUUUUCCUUUACGAGCAAAGCGUGGUAGCACUUGAAGCGGACCAGGUUAAAAUUUAUUCACUCAGUGGAGUAGUAUUGCAGGAGAUAUUUUUCAAUGAUAAUGAAGGUAAACCAAUCGGCGCUGAUCUGUUGGGCCAAUAUCUAACCAUCUUUACCCUGAACGGCUAUAUCAAGCUAUUCGAUAUUUCGCGGCACGAAUUAAAAUUGGUACAACCUCCGAAAUGUGCCUACGAUUUAUUUGAAAAAUUCGGAGAAAUCAUUUCAGCUAAAAGUAAUUCAACCGGCACACAUCUGGCGUUGACGAUCGCAAAUGAACAGUUACUUCCGGAUGGAAAGUUGUACUUAUGGAAUUUGGAAAGCAAUAGCAUUCAACAUUAUGAAUUUUUAACUAAGAUUGACUCCGAGUCAAUUGUUUCGCAUCUGCCCGUAGUAUUUUUCUGGGACACUGAUGACCCGAGAGUGUUGGCUUGUGAGAAUAAGCCUAUUUUUGGAUCAGGGCAGAAGCUAUCUGGUAAAACUGGAAACAUUCCAGAAGCCCAAAUCACUAUUAUGUUUGUUGACCAAGCAACGCAGCUGAAAGAGUUGGAAGUGAUUGAGCUGAAUAGUGGAGAUCAGUUGAUAAAUUUAUGCAUACCCCACUUGGUGUUACUUAAACUGAAUCAAAUUGAACGGAUUCCUUUGCGUGACUUCAAAGGAAUGGACCAUUGUGAUAUUGUAACAAAGAAUAUGAUUCUGAAUUUUAGUUUGAAUGUGGCACAGGAGAAUAUGGAUCUUGCGUUCAGUUGUAUUCGCUCGCUGAAAUCGGACACUGUUUGGACCAACUUGGCUAAGCUUUGCGUACAUACUGGUCGUUUGGAUGUUGCGAAGGUGUGCUUAGGUCAUCUUAUGAAAGCUAGAUCAGUUCGUGCGCUAAGAAAGGCCAUGGAAGAUGAAACAUUAGAACAUGAAUGUCGUGUAGCAGUUUUGGCAAUUGAGUUGAACAUGAUUCCAGAAGCAGAAGUUUUGUAUAAGAAAGUCGGCCGAUAUGAUCUAUUGAAUAAAUUAUAUCAGGCGGCUGGAAGGUUCGAAGAAGCACUAGAAAUUGCAGAGAAUCUCGAUCGGGUACAUUUGAAAAAUACAUAUUUUAAAUAUGCAGAAUGGUUAAAAGAAAACGGUAAAAUUCAGAAAGCAAUUCAGUACUAUGAGAAAACUAACACCCUGCUGCAUAACGUUAGUCAGUUGUUAAUGGAUGAUCCGACUGCCUUGAAAAAAUAUAUGCAAACUACGAAGGACCCCGAACUAUUGAAAUGGUGGGCACAAUAUAUUGAAAGUAGUGGUGACAUGGAAGGAGCUUUCAAAAUUUAUCAAAAAUCCGAGGACUGGUUUUCUCAAGUGAGAAUCUUAUGUUUUAUUGGUCAAGUAGCGAAAGCGGAUGAAAUAGCUAAGAAUAGUGGAGAUCGAGCUGCUUGCUAUCAUCUGGCACGAUACUAUGAAAAUAGCGGGAAAUUCUCGGAAGCAAUUCAAUUUUACACGCGAGCUGAAACUUAUGGCAAUGCUGUGCGAAUAUGUAAGGAAAAUGAUCUUCAAGAUGAGCUUUGGACCGUCGCAUGUACGGCUAGACCACGUGAUAAAGCUACUGCAGCUGCUUAUUUCGAAGAAAACGGAGACUACAGACGAGCUGUGGAAUUGUACCAUCGAGCAGGAAUGCUGCACAAAGCUGUAGAGAUGGCUUUCAAAUCGCAACAGCCAGAAUCACUACAGGUGAUAGCUUCUGAGUUAGAUGAAAAUUCUGACCCCGAACUGGUAGGUCGUUGUGCUGACUUUUUCAUCGGGGUUGAACAGAAUUACAAAGCUGUUCAAUUGUUGGCUACUACUCGACAGCUCGAACGAGCUUUGCAAGUGGCAGCUGAUAACUCGGUACCAUUGACUGAGACAUUAGCCGAGCUUUUAACGCCUGCCAAAAAUGAAAUACCGGAGGAAAGACGGGUAUCUCUACUGCUGCAGCUUGGUGAUAUACUACAAGAGCAAGGAGAUUAUCAUUCAGCUACUAAAAAAUUUACUCAAGCGGGUGAUAAAAUUCGAGCGAUGAAAAGCCUAUUAAAAUCUGGUGAUACAGAGAAAAUAAUUUUUUUUGCUGGGAUGUCCCGUCAGAAGGAAGUAUACGUGAUGGCAGCCAAUUACUUACAAGCUUUAAGUUGGCAGAGUGAUUCAAAAAUAUUGAAAAAUAUUGUAACCUUCUACACUAAAGGGCAGGCUUACAGUCAAUUAGCGAAUUUUUAUGCCAAUUGUGCUCAAGCCGAAAUUGAUGAAUUCCGUGAUUACGAUAAGGCGUUGAAAGCCUUACAAGAAGCAGGAAAAUGUUUAUCCCGAGUAUCGCCACCAUCGCAAAAAAUGAAUGAAACGUUGCAACAAGCGAUGAUGGAAGUUCGAAAAGUUAUAGAUUUACAGGAUGCUGUUGAAAGAAGAGAGUUUUUAGCGGCAAUCAAAGUGUUAAAAGUUAAACUGGAAGAACAGAUAGCUCCUCCAGUAAGGAUUUGGGACCUUUUGGCCUUAUUAGUAGAAUGCUUGGUUUCGACUAGCCAAUACUCGGAGGCAUUGUUCUAUUUGAAGCAGCUUGCACAGAAAAAGAUCGAUUGGUAUCAACAGGAUUUAAUUGAAAGAAGUUUGCUGGAUAAACUUGUCGCUGAAACGGGGAUCAACUUGGAACCUUACGCUAAUCCCGGGAAAGUUCAGCGUCCGUUAACAUCUUCAACUGUGACGAUGAAUAGCGACGAAGAAGAAAUUCAGGAAGAGUUUGAUGUGUGAAAUGUUACAGUACUAUCGAAGAUUACAAUAUUUCAUACUCAUUCAUUGAAAAAUGUUGGGUUAGUAAUCAUGAGCUAGUAGGCUCGGUAAUAGUGUAAUUUUAUUGAUCCUUCGUUGAUACGGGGCGAUAAGCUCCGGCAAAAUGCCAUGGAACAAUAAAACAAUACUUUCUUGUAUUUAAAUUGCUCAAUAUAGUUCAUACUGCAACUUGACAUUUUUUCAAACAUCAACAAACAUUGUCAUAGUUACGACGCAUGUAGUGAUCAGAUGCUUGUUGUUUUGCUUCAAAUGAUGAUUGAACUGAAAGUGACAGUGAACCGAGUUCAUCGAGGGGUCCUCUUCAAAUGAUAUAAGAGAAAUAGCAGAUCACUCUAUCUUGAGUUUAUUUUUAGUACUAUGACGAGAACAAUUACUGUUAGUUGUACGUCACGUUAGUCACGUGUAUUAGUAUUUAGUUUCCUGAGUAAAACGAUAUUGAUGCAGAACUAUUUCUAAUAGUGAACAGAAAUUGCAUUAAAACCCAUUAAUGACAAGUUGAC
Molecule: messenger RNA, 5063 nt
Organism: Malaya genurostris
Lineage: Eukaryota; Metazoa; Arthropoda; Insecta; Diptera; Culicidae
Gene: rempA
Product: intraflagellar transport protein 140 homolog
Exons: 5
Coding region: 121-4524 (1467 amino acids)
Biological process (GO): intraciliary retrograde transport
Cellular component (GO): axoneme; ciliary basal body; intraciliary transport particle A
Molecular function (GO): protein binding
Source: RefSeq, a predicted model, not a curated record